This is a messenger RNA of Scophthalmus maximus (turbot), 1614 nucleotides long. RefSeq names its product guanine nucleotide-binding protein G(o) subunit alpha-like. The transcript is spliced from 10 exons. Gene Ontology annotation, cellular component: heterotrimeric G-protein complex. Gene Ontology annotation, biological process: adenylate cyclase-modulating G protein-coupled receptor signaling pathway. Bases 20 to 1240 code for a protein of 406 amino acids. The record is from RefSeq and is a predicted model, not a curated record. Gene Ontology annotation, molecular function: guanyl nucleotide binding; G-protein beta/gamma-subunit complex binding; GTPase activity. Lineage: Eukaryota; Metazoa; Chordata; Actinopteri; Pleuronectiformes; Scophthalmidae.
GCUUCUGAUUGGGUUAAUCAUGCGGCCACCGACACCUGGUUGCGUCUGGAAACUUUUUUUAAACUUUGAACCAAACUUUUCGUCGUCGCGCAGAGAAAAACAAGCCACGAUGCUUUGUUGUCUUAAAACCCUGCCAGCCCCACUUCAGAUCUGCAUGGGAGUGUGCCUUCACCAGGAUGUGACAGAGGAGGCGAAAAAGGCCAAACUCCAGAGCUCCAAAAUAGAACAAGACCUCUGUGAACAUGCCCGGACCGAGGUCAACGUGGUGAAAAUCCUUUUGCUCGGAGCCGCAGAGAGUGGAAAGAGUACAGUGAUCAAACAGAUAAAGAUCAUUCACAGUCACGGCUUCUCCAAGCAGGAGCUGGUCAGUUUCAAGCCUGCAGUGCUCGACAACCUCCUGACCUCUAUGAAGUUUGUUCUCCGAGGAAUGGGGAUGCUGAGGAUAAACCUCGCGAACAAGAAGAACAAGAUGCACGCUCGGUCCAUCCUGUCCUGCAGCCUGUGUGUGGGGGACGACCAGGAGCUGCUUCCCUUCGUAGCUCAUGCUUUCUGUUCACUCUGGGCCGACCAAGGGGUGCGAGCAGCCGCAGCCAGAGGUCACGAUUUCGAGCUGAACGACUCUGCUCUCUAUUUCUUUGACAACAUGAGUCGAAUCAUCGCUCCCAACUACGUCCCCACCGAGACAGAUGUUCUGAGAGUGAGACUGCGGACCUGUGGAAUCAUCGAGACGCAGUUUCAAGUUAAAGAAACGAUCUUUCGAUUGUAUGAUGUCGGGGGCCAGCGGAGUGAGAGAAGGAAGUGGCUCCGUUGCUUCGACUGUAUUCAGGUGGUGCUGUUUGUCGUGGCCCUCAGCAGCUACGAUGCGACACUGAUGGAGGACCCCUCAGCGAAUCGGCUGCAUGAAAGUCUUCAACUCUUUACAUCGAUCUGCACCAACUCCGUCUUUUACAGCACCUCACUGAUUCUGUUCAUGAACAAAACGGACCUGUUUCGGGAGAAGAUCCUUCAUUCUGGAAGACACUUGAGGUUUUACCUUUCUAACUACACAGGAGCAGAUGGUGAUGUGGAUGCUGCAGCCCACCACAUCACCGCCAUGUUUUCGUCAUGCAACAACAGUCCUGACAAGCCAGUGUACCACCACUUCACCACGGCCACUGACACCACCAACAUCCAGAUGGUUUUCCACAUGGUCAUAGAUCCGAUUAUCAAGGAGAACCUCGCAGCUGUGCAGCUCCUGUGAAAGUCUCCUGAAGACUGAGUUUUUAUUUUUAUAAUUUACAGCACUGAAAUUUAAAUUCCAUCACAGCUGUUCUCUGUAUAAAUGUUUUUUUUUUAAAGAUUUAAGUUAUUUAAGAGACUAAUAAGUCACGAUAAUGAGUUUUUUCAAGCUGCUACUCAUUUUAUUUUAAAGCAUUUUAAAUAAAAUAUUUAUUGACAAGCAUGGCUGGACAUUUUAAUGCAUUUUAUUGAUGAGCUUUUAUUUCCCCUUUAUUGAACAGGCUUUUUUCUUUUACUUUUUUUUGGGACAUAUUUAAUGCUUCUUAAUGACCAAUAACAGGAGUACCCAUCUUUCUGUAAGUUCACUUGUCUUAUCUCCAGUGUUCACAGGGAAAU